UUUUUUUUUAUUUAGUUUUGAUAUUUAAGUUCUUAUAAUUUCUUUUUUUUUUUUUUAACGUUUUUAUUUUAUUAUAAAUAUAACUCUUGUUCAUUAUUAUUCCUAUUUAUUCUUAUUUAUUAAUUAUUAUUUAUAAGUCUCGAUUGGGACUCAAGAGUAGAGGAGGCCCUUGAGAUGAGUCCCAUGGACAAAAAUCAGUAGAGUAAAUUCGAUCAGAAUAUUUUGCGAAUGCGGAUUUUAAAGUAGAAUCAUUUUUGAGAAUAGUUCAUGCAUAAAAAAAUUUCCUAUUGUGCUUGUAGUUCAUGUUUUAUCCAUAGCUAUCGCUUAAGUCGUUGAAUAUGCUACGAGCAAAAGGUGUUUAAUAGUCUUAAAUUUAUAUGAUAUACAAAUAAAAGUGAAUUUAUGUUCUUAUAAACAAAAUCAAAUAAUUUGUUUUUUUUUUGUCUAAUUCGCACUUCUAAUAUUGAAAACUUUAAUAGCAUUGAAGUGCAUUAUUUAGAUUAUGCAGGAAUUUCCUUACAUAUUGUCGGAAUGCGAAGAAAUAAAUCAAGUAUUACACAAGCCUAUAAACUCGACACAAAGAAUUAAGUAUACAUGUCUUAAUGUUUCACAAAAUUACAUUAUACUUGGAUCAACUAGUGGAAGUAUCUACCUCUUCAACAGAGAACCAUGUACUUUUCGACAAUUAAUACCAUUAUCGGAAGGCAUAGUCUCAAAUGUUUCAAUAUCACCUGAUGAAAAAAUCAUAGCAUUAGCCACAACGCGUGGAAUAAUAUGUGUUGUUACUUUAAAACCAACAAUAAAAUUAAUUGCUACAUCGAAUGAACAUGCUUAUGAAAAAAUUAUGUGCCUCUGUUGGAAUGAUAAUAGUUCUGAAAUAUAUAUUGGUGAUGGCACUGGCAAAGUUUCUGCAAUUGUAUUAACCGUUUUCACAAUGAAUGGAAUGUUUCAAUCACCGUCUUGUACAUUAAUGAAUCUAGAUUCGAGUAUUGUACAAUUAAAUUUUUCAUCACCUCUCUUAUUGAUAUCAACUUUAACACGCUGUUAUAUAUGUGAUACAGUUCAUGAACAAUAUAAACAAAUAGGUAACAAAGCAAGAAAUGGAGAAUUUGGUGCAUGUUUUUAUAAAAUACAAAUUGAUGAAAAUGUUAAAACUUCGACUGCUAUUAAAAAGGGGCAAGAUAUUGUUAAAAAGAAAAGUUCAUUUAGUUUUAUUUCAGAAAGUAAUAGUAAUAUAUCAGAGUCUAUUUCACCAAAAAUUUUUUGUGCCCGACCUGGUUCAAGAUUUUGGGAAGUAUCUGCGAGUGGUGUAGUUUUAAAAACUCAUCAAUUUAAAGAAUUAUUAGCAAUACCACCUAUGAAAAUACAUAGAGUAACUAAGCAAGCAUUAGAACAAAGAAAAUAUAUUAAUCAUUCAUGGACUUCACAAUCGAUCAAUUUUCCUCAAUUAUUUGUAAUUGCUUCCAAAUAUUUGUUUUCUUACACAUCUAAUGGCUUAUAUAUUCUUGAUCUUGUGAAUCCAAAUGUAAUACUAUGGAGUAAUGAAUUUACAAACAUUACAAUGGUAGAUGUCAUAGAAAAUAAAAUAUAUUUAAUGAUCUCUGAUAAUGAGUUCCAUUGUUUAACAUUUUAUACGCUUGAUGCAUUAAUAUUGCACUUGUAUUAUACUAAACAGUAUUACAAUUGUUUAGAAACUUGUAUUACAUACAAAUCGCAGCUAUCGAAAUUAAUUAAUGAUAAAUAUAUCAAUGACAUCUACGGUAUUGAAACUAAUCAACGAAAAUUGGAGAACGAUGAGAUAUCAGUAUUACUGCAACCAUUAAUUUCUAUACUGAAAUCAAAUUUAAAUUCUAGUCCUAUCAAAUUAGAUUCGGGUAUUGUUGUAGUUAAUUCAGGAAACUUGAAACAAAAAUUUAACGAAGAUCAACAAAAUAAAUUUACACAACAAAUUUGUUCAUCUUCCGAAUCUAUUCAAAUAUCCUCUAUACAAAAUACACCUUCGGAUAUUAAAAAUAUAUUAGAAUUAAACAGUAAUCUAUCAUCUACAUUAGAUGAAAAUUUAAUAAGAAAGAUACAAAUUGAUUUAGAACCUAUAUGUACAUUAUCUAGCAGCAUAAAAAUCUCAAUGACUGAAAAAGAGAUGGAAAUGUUUAUUCUUGAUAUACGUAAAAAAAUGGACAACAUCGAAUGUUUAUACAAAACUUUACCUCAGUUUAAAGAUUUGGCAUGUGAUAUAAUACAUAUUGCCAAAAUUAAUUUUACCAAAACAUUUCUGACAAAUGUAUCGAUAGAAUUAUUACGUUCUACAAUGAAUAUGAUUAUUACAGAUCAUUUUAUAGGUGCUUUCAUUCUUAUAAAUACAUCUAAUUAUAAGGAAUGUACCUGCGGUUUUCCAUUUCCAAUAGAUCAAAUAAAAGAGCCAAGCUUUUUAGAAAUUGGCAAAACUCUUUUACAAAAACUUGUAAAUAGAAGUACAGAAAGAUGUAUACAUUUAUGUAAUAGAGUACCUUAUAUGUGGAGAGAAUAUACGACUUUGUAUAUAAAAGAACAAUACGCUAUAGAAGACAUAUUACGACAAUGCCUUUUAACUCAAGAUAGUGUUACAUUGUCAAUUAUUUUACCAAUAUUAGAUGUGAAUCAGUGGAAAUUGAUUACAAUGUAUUUAAAAAAAAUGAAUGAUAAAAAGUGUCUCUCUUGUGAAAAAUUAAUAACAUUAGAAACAAAUAUUUCUUCAAUAAAUUGGAACAGAGUAAUAUUUGAAGUUAUGAAAAGGGAUGGCCCAGAUAUAGCUAUGGUAUUUUUUACAAAAUUGGAAAUGUUACUUCCUCUCGAAUCAUUUGAUAAAAGUAUAUUUCAGUCGUUUAUAUUUUCGAAAAUUUUACAUCAUCAUGGCAUGCAAUUGGCAGUAGAUUUUAAAUGCAAUUCCAAUAUAUAUGGAUAUAAUACAAUGUGUUCCACAAAGAUUCGAGAUCAAUUAAUAAAGGUAUUAAAAAGAGAUAUAGCUCGAUUUGAUAACAAAAAUAUAUUAAGCACUGGUGCUCAUCAUUGGGGAAUGCAAUAUAAAUCUAAAAAUAAGUCAUCGACAUGUCCAUGUUGUACUCUUUCUCUCCAAACAUCAGUUCUUUUAGAUAAUAAUGGUAUAGCAAUUUUCCCCUGUGGUCAUACAUAUCAUGUAAAUUGUAUGAUAGAAAAAAAACUCACUAAAUGUAAUCUUCAUUGAUGAAGUAUAUAUAUAUAUAUAUAUAUAUAUAUAUAUUAAAAAUAAUAAAAUAAAAGAAAUAUAUAUAUAAAAUAUUGGAAAAAACUUUUUGUACAUUCUAUCAAAUAUUAUAGUGCUGAAAUAAUUAAUGAUAAUAGUACGUGCGUAAUGGUAGUAGAUCAUACAAAAUGUAUAUAUUCUUUGUACUUAAAAGAUUGUCUAAAAAGACUGUAUAUCAUAAUAUAUUUAUUAUAAUUUAAUAUAAUCAUUUUUUUGUUUGUAUUAUGUUUCUUUUUCUGAAAAAUCUAUCUUACACAUUUACAUAAUACCUGACAUUUCAUAUAACAAAAACCUUUUUCACAAUUUUAAUAUUUUCUAUAUAAUAAUAAAUAUCAUAUAUAUUUCAUAAUUAUCACAGAUACAUCAGUCUUUCUUUUUUCUAAGUUUGCUUACAGUGCAGGAUUUGAGAAUCACAUAUUUUAUUCUAAGAGAGAUAAAUAACAUUAAUUCUUUUAAACUUACCUUACUCAAUGCUAUUGUCUCUUAUAUGAUAUUUAGAAAGAAAAAUAUUAGAAUAAAAGCAAAAUCCUGUAAAUUACUUCAUAUAGCAUUUCCUUAAUUUAAUUUUUAACUUGAAUAAAUCUAAUAAAAAUAUUUAAAUUUGUUUUUCUCAAAUUCACUUCAUUCAAUAUAGCACUGUCAUCUAUAAUAUGAUCCCUUUUUAUACACAUCUACUUUGAAUAUUAUUAUAUUAGAUAAUUAUCUAAACAUGUUUCAAUUAUUAGCAUAAUUGCCAGAACGGAAUCUGCAUAUACGGUAAUGCAUUAUACAAAAUAAAUAAAAUAAAAAAAUUUGUUAUAUAAAGAAUAAAAAUAUUAACAUUUUUUAUAUAUAGCUGCACUUAUUUAUAAUUGCAGCAAUUAGAUUUUUUUUAUGUAAGUAAAACUGCCUUUAUAUGUGAAACUUCUUAAGAUUAAUUAAUAUAUAAAAUAUACCAGAUUAUUUUUUACGUAAAACUUUAACAUUAGAAUAUUAAUGUUUAAUACUGUCAUUCUAUAAGAUCAAAUUUGACUAGAAAAUUAAAUUUGUAGUUUACUUUUUUGAGACUUAAUACUAUUAACACACUAGACACUUACAUGAUAAAAAAAUAUUCACAAUGAGAACGAUAUUUUAGAUCCCAUUCCUUUUUGCAUUAUAAUAUGACAAAAUAAAACAUUGCUUAUUCAUUUUAUAUGCUAAAAAAAAUAUGUUUGCCAUUGAAAUGGGAAGAUUUAAAUUACCGUUAUAUAGAGUAUGAUAAUAUCAUGCAUAAUUUGUGCGUAUUAUUUUGUGUAUCGUUAUUUUCCUUCAAAUAAUAUAAAUUAUAAUGUCGUCGUUCUUUAUUGUGGUCUGUCUUAUGAUAAUAAAUAUAAUUAAUUAAAAAUUUUUAAUGUGUAACUUCGGUAAAAUAAAAUAAAUAUAGAGCGAUUAACAAAUGGCAGACCACAAACAAAAACUAUAUCAUUAUUAUAUAUCGAUAAAUUUAUGAUAUAUAUAUAUAUGUUAUAUAUAUAUAUAUACAUUUACACGAAGAGCGAUUAUGAUACUUAAAUUUACAAUAUAAAAAUGUAAUAUACUCUAACUCUUUUUAUCACUACGUCAUUCUUAAAUGCAUUUAAAACUAUGAGCUGCUUUUGAUAUGUAACUUACCCUUAACUCCACAUACAAUCGUCCAGUGAAACUACACUGGAAAAUUAUUAAAUUUAUCUAAUGAGAAAUGUGCAUGUAUAUAUAUAUAUAUAUACAAAAAAAAUUAAAGAUUCUUUAAAGAGAAUCGAAAAAAUGCGACAUUGUAUGAUGGCAUAAUGAUUGCAGCUGAGAAAAGUUGUGUAGUUACAUCUUAAUAAUAGCAUAAUAUGCACAUAUUAAAUAAAAGGUAUACAUAUAGAGAAACAGAUAUAGAGACGUGAAGAAUGAAUAUGAUUUGAAUAAAGAAUUACUACUUUGAAAAAAAAAAAAAAAAAAAAAAAAAAAAAAAAAAAAGAAAAAAAAAUGCGCAUAAUAUGCAAUUUUCUGUGUACGUGAAUUCAUUGUUUUGUUGGCGAUAAUAUAAUAUUCCUUCAAAGUAAUAUUAUACAAUUCUAUUCAUACAUUAGUCUGGACUAAGUUAUCACACGUGCAUUACUAUGGCCCAACAUAUGUGUUUAUGUAAUUAAUAACUUUUAAAGACGUUUUUAUAUAGAAAAAAUUUUUUCAAACUUUUACUACUUUUAUAUAUUGCAAGCGCACAUAUUAAUAUAUACUUAUAAAUAUAAUUGUAAUAAAUAUAUAUCUCUCAUACAAUUCAUAGAAUGAGACAUACAAUUGAAUAAUUGCAUUAAUAAUUAAAUAGAAUACAUGUACUUAUAGUCAUCGUAAUGAUUUUACCAUGCACUAAAUAUUUUUAUUCUAUUUAUGCAAGAUAAAAAAAUAUAAACCUAUUGAGAAAUAUUGAGAACACUUAGAUACAUCUUCUAGAUAUAUUACAUGACAAAUAGUACUAGGUAAAAUCAGAAAUAUAAACAAAUUUGUGCAGCACAAUAUUAUAUACUUAUUGAUCGUACUUCAUAGAAGUUAAUUGAAAGCUUGCAAUAUUUAUAAUGUUUGUAUAUAUGCAGAAAUCAUAAAUACAUAACACAUAUGAGUCUUCUAAUACAAUCAGUAUUUAAACCAAACGUUAAAAAAUGUGAUAUUUUAUAUAACAUUUUUAGAGAAAAAAAAUGAAAAUUAUAAGUUUAUCAUAUUAUCGUUCUUAAUAAAAAUAUUAAUAUCAAUUUAAUUGAAAUAAUAUUACAUUCUUGCUUUGAUUUUAGAAAUUGCAAGAUAUGAAAAGUUAAAUGUGUCUGCAUUAUCAUAUAAUACUACAUUUAAAAUUUUGCCCCAACUAUAUUGUGUAUCAUUAUUAACAUAUAUAAUUUCUUGGAAAAAUAAAAUUAUCCAAAAUGUGUUACAUAUCUAAGCAAUAUGUUGUAUAAAAUUAAGCAUUUCUUAAACUGACAUAUUAAAUAUUAAAUUAUUAUAAUUUCUCUGUUUUAAAUAUACUACAAACUGUUUGUUAAAAACAGUAAGAAAAUUUAAUUUAAUAAAAAAGAAAGGCGAAAUAGUCGUAGUCCAUUAUUAAAUAUUUAAAGUCCAUUUUAUAGAAUGCUUUUUCUUUUUUCCCAACAAUUUCGUCAAUAAAGGCACUGAUAAUGAGUGAAACUCAUGGCAAAAAUUUUCUUUUGUUUUUUUUUCUCCUUUGUUGCUGAAGAAUGUCUGUUAAAUUUGAUAGCUUUAAAGCUACUGAUAUGUCUUCAUUCGAUAAUCAUGUACUCAUAGCCAAAUUGCCUCUCACGCAAACAAGUUUCUAAUUGAGUACAAUAUAAAUAGAAUUUUCAUUAUUUCUUCCUUUAUAUAAAUUAAAAUAGUUUAGACAAUUAGACUAUCAGUACCUCAUGCAUGAAUUUCUACUUAAUUUUAAAAAUACGUAGUCUAUAUACUAUAUACUGAACAGCACAUCAAUAAGUGGCUAUAAAUGAAAGUGUGACAUGCAUCCAUUAACAUAUCUUUUUUAAAUUGUAACAUAAAAGGUCAGGAUACUGUUGGUUGGUGUGUUUACAGGAUUAAUUACACUCGCUUAAUACUUUGUGAGAAUCUUACAUUCAUUAAUAGUAAAAAGAAAUAUAAUAUAUACAUACGUGUAUAUAUAUGUAUAUAUGUAUAUAUAGUGAAAAAAAAAAACAAAGAAAAUUUUAUUUUAUAUUAAUACAAAUUUGUGUAAAAUAACACAUUAUAUAAUAUGAAAUAUAAGAUAAAUUCUCACAAAGUUAAAAUAUUGCGACACAUAUGUGCAUAAAAUGCCUUAAACAGCGUAACAUAUCUAAUAAAGUAUAUAGUUGAUUUUUCUUAAAAUGGAAAAAAUCAAUUAUCAUUAUAUAAGGUAUAUAUCUUGUCGUUAUUACCAAAAAGUUGAAGUUUCUUUUUGCAAGAUAUGUAAGAUAAUGUAUAACGUGUGCUGUAUAUAUUCGUAUUAAGGCAAUAGUUAAUAUAAAAAUCAAUCUCCCUUAGAGAAUAACAUAAACUAUUUAUUAUAACAGGCGGUUAGAGCGCUUUAAGAUUAUAGAAUGAAGGAUCUUCUUCUAUAAAACCACAGAAACAAAAAUAACAAUUUUAGGAUAUUGCGUGUACAGAUGAAUAAAGUAGACAUAUUGAGUAGUUAUAUUUUUGAAAGCGUAUAUAUGUAUUAUAUUAAGAUACAAUCUUGCAUCGUGGUGUACCCAGAAGAUUGAUGAAUUCACAUAAGAUGUCUUCCUUCUUCCCAAAGUUGUGAGCCAGCACUUGUGUUAAACAUUUAUUGGUAUAUCUUUCUUCAUCUUUGUCUCAUUUCUGGUUCAGCGUCAAUCAAUUAUAUGGAAAAUACCCCAUUUCAUUUUUAGAAUAUUACCAAUCAAUUAAGCACCGACACAUCGUCUUGAUUAAAAAUCUAAUGUUUUUUUUUCUUUUUUUU
This is a messenger RNA of Vespa crabro (European hornet), 7703 nucleotides long. It is a transcript of the gene pink, whose product is annotated as Hermansky-Pudlak syndrome 5 protein homolog. Gene Ontology annotation, molecular function: protein binding. The transcript is spliced from 6 exons. Bases 503 to 3220 code for a protein of 905 amino acids. The record is from RefSeq and is a predicted model, not a curated record. Gene Ontology annotation, biological process: developmental pigmentation. NCBI's taxonomy places the organism in Eukaryota, Metazoa, Arthropoda, Insecta, Hymenoptera, Vespidae. Gene Ontology annotation, cellular component: cytoplasm.